UGGGAGAGGGCGUGCGUCUCUGUGGUUAUAAAGUUGUGGGCGGAGAAGCGUAGAGUGGCUGAGAGAUGAUGGCUGAUGAAGAGGAAGAAGUCAAGCCGAUCUUGCAGAAAUUGCAGGAACUAGUGGAUCAGCUCUAUUCAUUUCGAGACUGCUAUUUCGAGACACAUAGUGUUGAGGAUGCUGGGAGGAAGCAACAGGAUGUGCGAAAGGAAAUGGAAAAGACCCUACAGCAGAUGGAAGAAGUAGUGGGUUCUGUCCAGGGCAAGGCACAAGUUCUAAUGCUAACUGGGAAAGCACUAAAUGUGACUCCUGACUAUAGCCCUAAAGCUGAGGAGCUUCUGUCAAAGGCUGUGAAGCUGGAACCCAAGCUGGUGGAAGCCUGGAACCAGCUGGGCGAGGUGUACUGGAAAAAAGGGGAUGUUGCAGCUGCCCACACCUGCUUCAAAGGAGCUCUCACCCAUUGCAGGAACAAAGUCUCUUUGCAAAACUUGUCAAUGGUGCUUCGCCAGCUGCGGACUGACACUGAAGAUGAACGUUCUCAGCAUGUCAUGGACAGUGUCCGACAGGCUAAGUUGGCUGUUCAGAUGGAUGUCCAUGAUGGCCGCUCGUGGUAUAUUCUUGGGAAUUCAUAUCUCUCUCUUUAUUUCAAUACUGGCCAGAACCCUAAGAUCUCCCAACAAGCCCUCAGUGCCUAUGCCCAAGCAGAGAAGGUUGACAGGAAAGCUUCUAGCAAUCCUGACCUUCAUCUGAACAGGGCGACGUUGCAUAAAUAUGAAGAGAAUUAUGGGGAGGCCCUGGAGGGCUUCUCUCGGGCUGUAGCCCUGGACCCUGCCUGGCCAGAGCCCCGGCAACGAGAGCAACAACUUCUGGAAUUCCUGGAUAGAUUAACCAGCCUCCUUGAGAGUAAGGGAAAGGUGAAGGCCAAAAAGCUGCAGAGCAUGCUGGGAAGCUUGCGCCCAGUUCAUCUAGGCCCUUGCAGUGAUGGACACUAUCAGUCAGCCUCUGGGCAGAAAGUGACCCUAGAGCUUAAGCCACUGAGUACACUGCAGCCUGGGGUGAACAGUGGUGCCGUCAUCCUGGGAAAGGUGGUGUUUAGCCUCACCACAGAGGAGAAAGUCCCCUUUACAUUUGGCCUGGUAGACUCAGGUGGACCUUGCUGUGCAGUGAUGGUGUACAAUAUAGUGCAGAGCUGGGGAGUGCUCAUUGGAGACUCGGUAGCCAUCCCUGAGCCCAACCUGCGGCUUCACCGAAUUCAGCACAAGGGGAAGGACUAUUCCUUUUCCAGUGUUCGAGUGGAGACGCCCCUCCUGCUAGUGGUGAAUGGGAAGCCUCAGGGCUCUGGCAGUCAGGCUGCUGCCACAGUGGCAUCGAGACCACAGUGUGAAUGACCUUCUUUGACUUUCGUGCUCAACAGGGAGUGGAGGAGAGGAGACAAGGCCCUGGGCAGCUGGUCCAGCCACAUUCAGUGAUUCAGCAGGGAUGGGAGGAAUGUUUUAAAUGAAGGCUUUCCUUUUUCCUACCUGUAUUACACUUUGUAUUUCUUCUCUCUCUGUCCUCCUGAUGUUCCAGCUGUCUCCAGGGCCACAUACUCUUCUGGCAUAUCUCUCCUGCCUCUUCCAGUGCUCUCUAUGUUUUAAGAAAACAACAUGGAAUUGGUAGAAGUCUUGGGAGACUGCCAUGGGACAGAGUCCCCAACGUUCCUGUUCUUGCCUCCUUCUUAAGCCUCAUAUGUAUAUAUCAGUUCAGUAUUUAUUGCUAAAGGAGGGGGCUUAAUUUUACAAUGGCUUUUUUUUUUUUUUGAGCAGUUUUUAUUUUUAUUUGUAAAAUUUAGGUCCUUCCCCUUCUUCGGGGCUGGAACAGAAUUAAAUUUGUUUGGAAAAAAA
Messenger RNA from Saimiri boliviensis boliviensis (Bolivian squirrel monkey), 1883 nucleotides. It is a transcript of the gene TTC5, whose product is annotated as tetratricopeptide repeat domain 5. The record is from RefSeq and is a predicted model, not a curated record. NCBI's taxonomy places the organism in Eukaryota, Metazoa, Chordata, Mammalia, Primates, Cebidae. Gene Ontology annotation, molecular function: protein binding.